Messenger RNA from Ceutorhynchus assimilis (cabbage seed weevil), 576 nucleotides. NCBI's taxonomy places the organism in Eukaryota, Metazoa, Arthropoda, Insecta, Coleoptera, Curculionidae. The record is from the annotation of a GenBank genome assembly.
GUGCUUAUACCUUGAUCCUGAUUAAUCAGGUGAUAAUCUACUUAUAAAAGAGCCUGAAGCCAUCAACUACGCCUUAGAAACCAGAUUCAAUUCAAAGCAAAAUGUUGUCCAAAGUUUCAAUUUUAGCUGUACUAGCUGUAGGUGCUUACCUUUCAGUAUCCAACAUUGGUGCUGAUGCUUCCCUUAUGUGCUACACCUGCAACACAACGGACCAAUGCAGCAGCCCUGUUGACAAGAAAAACCUAAACAUGACCACUUGUGGAGAAGGCGAACAAUGCGUUAAAUUCAACUACCACUCAGCAAAAAACUGGACAGACAUUCUCACAUGGAGAGGCUGUAAUAAGAACCAAACUUGCGAUACUUUAAAUACCACUUGGAGCAACAUCAAUCAAACUCUUGCCGGCUGCUGGCUUUGCAAUAAAAACCAUUGUAAUUCCGCUAGUACUUUUGCAGUACCUUUGGUAGCUAUGCUUGUUAGCUUUUUGGCAGUUAAAUUUGUACAAUAGAUUUAUAUGUUUAGUUGGCAAAUAAUGUGAUAAUAAAACCAAUUAAUGUGUCUAUUAAUAAUUAUUCAAU